This is a messenger RNA of Stylonychia lemnae, 2577 nucleotides long. The record is from the annotation of a GenBank genome assembly. NCBI's taxonomy places the organism in Eukaryota, Ciliophora, Spirotrichea, Sporadotrichida, Oxytrichidae.
AUGAAAAAAAAGUCGCAACUGCCUCCAAAGCAGAAACAGCCUUUUAAGUACGAAGAAGGCGAGGUGUUUAUGAAUGAAGAGGAUAAUCCCUACAUCCCAAUGGAUCCCAACUUCAGAUUUACAAAGGGAGACCCUCUUCACAAGAUUAAUUGGAGAAAUAUCAAUAAGAUAGAUUUUAGACAGUUGAGAUAUGGUAACUGCACAAUGAAUCUAGCUGAGACAUAUCAGCAGCAGCAGCAGGCUUAGUCAAAUCCAUUGCAAGAGAUGAUCAUGAAUAUGGACGAUAUCGCAUUUUGCGACUUGAAAGACGAGAAAAACGUAGUGUGGAUUAGUGAAGAAGGCGGCGAAGCAAUGAGAGUAAUGUAGAUGAGUCUGCAGUACUUGCUCACACUGCAGAAAAGAGCAGUAGAGAAAGUGUAAACAGUCUAGUCUUAUGCCACUGCGUAGAAGAGAUAGCUUGAAUAGCUAGAGUAGUUUCACAUGCAGCAGAAAAUGAAAAUGCAAAAGUAUAGGGACUAUGAGCAUAAGCUGAACGAGCAGGCUAUUCACUUCGAGAUUAUGAUGAAGAAGUUAUCCAAAGAGCAAUUGAAUCAGAAGAUGAACAGAGUAAGCAGUACAAAGGCAGAUCCAAGUGAACUGUUUACUGAUAAAAAUGCAUUCAAUAGGAUACUUGAAAGCAAGGGAAUCAUCAAACCAGGCUAGAGAGAUGCACUGUCCAGACUAAAUGAUGGUGAGCUUGAGUACCAUUAAAAAGAAAAUGAAAUUCCAAAUAGCAUAUCAAAGCAAAGUUCAAUGCAGUCCAAUAAACAAGCACCGAGCUAACCUGAAGCGAAUAUGCUGCUAGAGAUAAUGGAGAGUCUUAAAAAAAUCUAAAACGAGAUUACAGAUAUAAAGUCUAGGCCUCAGUAGCCAAGUUAAAUCGUAGUUACUAAUAUCAAUCAAAAUACAAAUCUAAACAACAACACUAAUUAGCAUAUUAACAUAAGCUAGGAGACUAUAUCAAAGGCAGGGUCAAUAAACUCUGAGAAAUUUGAGAGUGCCAGUGUGAAUAACGAUAAGCACAAUGUGUUCAAGUAUCAGAGCAUGUCGCCUUUAAAGCCUUUAUAGACUUCAGCUAUAGAAAACGAUUAGAUACAUAAAGGUGAGGAGAUAGAUGAAUAUAAGGAUGACUUCGAAAAUCAGUCUGAUAAGAUACAAUCCUCAGGUAAAGAUGCUGAGGAAUCAGUACACUCAAUGCAUUCAUAAAAGUCCAAGCAAUCUAAUAGAUCAUCUUCAAGGCAUAGGAAGCAAUGGGAUAUCAGGAAGGAUCAAGCACCAUUGGUAGGAGGGAGCAAUAUAUCAUAAUAAAUUGGAUAUCUAAAGAACAAUCAGUAAGAGAUAGAGUAGAUCAUGCUAAAUAAGAAUAGCAGUAAUGCUGGUGAGUCAUUGAAGGAAAAAGAAGAGUAUAAUGAUGACUUUGAGUUUAGCAGCGAUGAUAAGGCUUUUGACUAGCUUAGUGAUUUGACGAAGAACUUUGAUUCUUAGAAAUCAGAGUCUAAUUAGAAAAUAGGCUUUGACGAGAAGCUAAAGUCUCCAAAUAGAAAGACAAAUGACAACAUAAAGAAUCAACACACCCCAAUCUAGGAGGAAUAAAUCGAAGAGGAAGAGGAUGAGUCUGACAACCAGUUUGACAAUGACGGGGAAGAGAUAGAUGAACUUUUAUAGAGCAAGCAGCAGGAUCAGAAGAGAUAGGAUAUCCUAAACAGAGCUCAGAAUCUGCUAGACGAUGCCUACUAGGAUGAGUUAAGUGGAGGCAAGGGCAUUCAAAGCAAGAUAGGGGGUUCUAAUACUUAUGGUGAUGACAGCUUCGCAGAUGAAGGGUUCAAGGGAAGUUUAGCAGACUCUAAUCAGAUUUCUUCUAAUCUCGAAGAGGCCAAGAAGUUCAACAACCCAGGGAUUGACAAGAUCACUGAGGAGGAUAAGAACAGUAGCAUACCAGAUGAGGUCAAAGAUGAGAUAGAUGAAGACUAUGACGUGUAUAAAGAUGAUGAUUUUGAGUAAGCGUCGCAAGCGUCUGGUACUGUAAACGUCUAGGGUACUCUAAGUUAAAGUGGUCUACCACCAUUGAGUAAAAAUAAGACUACGAAGCAAUCUGCAUCUGCGAUCGGCCAAGGGCAUAUUUAAAUUGAUGAAGAUCAAAUAAGACAAAAGAGAUCACUCCCAUAAGAUUUCAAUAUCAUGGAAUCAUAGGCUUCAAUCGACUUUGACAUUUCUGAGAGCAAGGGCAACAUCCCACUAUUCAACAGUGGAAUUCAGCAGCAACCUCUGCCUCAAAAGAAAUCAGGAAUAAUUGAAAGUCUCAUGCGGAGAAAGAUAGACGAGCUCAACGAAAGUGGAGACUUCAUGGACUCAAAUGACUUUGCAGUUUCUGAAUCCAACUUCUCGCAAAGCUUCAGAUCGAAAGAUGCCGCACAAUCAGCUAAAGGCCAUUAGAAUAGACAGCCAAUGCAGAAGAAAUAAUUUUAUCACUAUGAGUAGUAGAAGUUUUCAUCGUACAAUAAAGUAGAUGGGGCAAAUGAUGACGAUGAUGAGUUCUGA